Messenger RNA from Hypomesus transpacificus, 832 nucleotides. Its product is annotated as ints3 and nabp interacting protein. The record is from RefSeq and is a predicted model, not a curated record. The coding region runs from base 212 to 523 and encodes 103 amino acids. The transcript has 5 exons. NCBI's taxonomy places the organism in Eukaryota, Metazoa, Chordata, Actinopteri, Osmeriformes, Osmeridae. Gene Ontology annotation, biological process: DNA repair. Gene Ontology annotation, cellular component: SOSS complex; nucleus; nucleoplasm.
UCGAUCCACGUUAACCAGAGUCGGAAGUAAAAUAGCGGUACCCGGUAGUGAUACAAAAUGCUGCAUAUAUCACGUGGUUUUAUUGAUAGUUUUACGUUGUGUGUGGUAAAUAAAAGCUAAACUUAAACGGCUCCCUAAUCAUCCUCAUCCUGCCCAGCCCAGGCAGUAUUUCUUGUAGAGCUGCUGAGCAAAACAGAAGACACAAAUUGACAUGGCCGCAAAUCCUCCUGCUCAAGGUUUCCAGAACAAAAACCGCGUUGCCAUAUUGGCUGAACUGGAUAAGGAGAAAAGGCGCCUUAUUCAAAACCAGACCAUUAAUCCUGGAGCGAGUAUCCCUUUAUCAAGACCAGCAGUAAAUAAAGACUUCCGAGACCAUGCUGAGCAACAGCAUAUUGCAGCCCAGCAGAAAGCUGCCCUUCAGCAUGCUCACGCUCAUUCUUCCGGAUUCUUCAUCACCCAAGAUUCGUCCUUUGGGAACCUCAUCCUGCCAGUUUUGCCUCGACUAGACCCCGAAGGACAAUGAAGAGUGGGGUGGGAAGGGGGGGGGGGGCGAGGAGAGGUGCUGGGAGAGACUGAGGGAGAGGAUGGGGGGGGGGGGGGGGCUGCUGUUACCAUGUUUCUACGUAUGUGACACGUGUGGAUUACGUUUUGCUUUUGUAAUGUUUUUAUUAAGGCAUAUUCAAUUUAAGAUCAAGUGAACAGUAAGUGUACUACCAAUGCUAUUACAUUUGAACACAGCUUCCAACUGUCAUAUUUUCCCACACACUUAUUAUUCAUUGGUACCGUAUACAUUUAUAAUUUCAUCAUUAAACACCAUUAUAUGUAGGUCAGG